Bemisia tabaci is the source of this 4081-nucleotide messenger RNA. NCBI's taxonomy places the organism in Eukaryota, Metazoa, Arthropoda, Insecta, Hemiptera, Aleyrodidae. The record is from RefSeq and is a predicted model, not a curated record.
AUGAUCUCACUCUUCCGCUGCACGCUCCUGGCACUCACGCAAGUGACUCUUGCAUUAGAGCCAGCGUCACUCACGGGAUUCGACUGCGUAUCCCAACCCAUUCGGCAAACAGAAAUAUCACUGAAAAACAUCAAGGAAUGCAAUGGAUCUAUUGAAACAACUACCAACACCACAGCAAUCAUUCAAGUGGUUCAACAAAAUGAAGAGAUGCCAAUCAGAGUAAUUUCUUGCAAAAUAGAAAUACUCCGAAUAGCACACCGUUGUUCAAUGUGGGGUGACCUGCAAUCAGUGCCAAACUCCCUACGCACAUAUUAUCCGGACCUUACAAUGAGUCAAUGCCACAGUUUGAUCAAAGACAGAGCAGCCACGGACUACGGAAAAAUGGUUGACUUAACCAUAAAUGGAGAAACCAUCAGAACCACCCUACUAGCGGGUGAAAUUAAACCCAAAGGAGGAUGCACCGGAGGAAGCUACUCUGACGGCACUUAUAACUACGAUGACGUAGUAGUACAGGCAACAAUAAAAUUCACCCUCUAUGACUCGGAGGCCAUAUUCAACCCAACUUUAAACGAAAUUUAUCUCAAAACAGGAGUGAAAUGUGUAUAUUCUGCAGGAAAAUGUUUUGAUCCAGACAGAGGAUACACAUUUUGGGAACCGGAAAUACAGGACAAAUGCGAUGCAAAGCACUACACAGUCUUGUAUGAAGGACCAGCAACCCACUUCAAUGACUCCACUGCCGCAUAUCCUAUUUCUUACCUGGUGAAUGAAAAUGAUGUGGCUUUUAGUCUGACUGCCAUAAAAAGAACUAGAAUCUGUCAUCACGAAGCAUUUCAGACAGAACACUCCAGAUUUUUCGUCCUUCCAAAAACAGAAUAUGAAUUUCCUUUCUACAAAAAUUCCAAAAAUGUCACUGCAGACAUAUUGACCUAUUUCAAUGUGAAAUUCGUGUUUCUCGAUAGACACAUCAAAUCCUCUCUCUCUCACUUAUACACCCAGCUGCGGUCAGCAGCUUGCCAACUAGAACGUCAAAUUCUAGAGCAUCACUUAACGCUUGCCAUACACCACGGAGAUGAUUUUGCUUGGAUUAGAGGAGGAGGCCCAGGUUACAUGACUAUCACCAUGGGCGAAGUCGCCUAUCUCCUCCAAUGUCUAGCCGUUCCAGUCACCUUACGGCAAACAGAUUCCUGUUACAAUGAAAUUCCAGUAUACUACAAAAACGAGACAAAAUUUCUGAUCCCCAGAACACGAAUCCUCACAUCAAAAGGCACAGAAGUAGACUGUAGCCCAAACAUGCCGGUCAAAUUUGAAAUCAACGGGCGCUGGCGUAGUUUCACCCCCCGCAUCAUGCCAGCAGACCCACCUACUGAACUCACAUCUCAACUUGCAAUAGAUUGGAAAUACACUAGUCCAGACAGCCUCUUUCAAGCAGGCAUCUACACGUUGGAAGAUAUCAAGGCCUUUCAAAGACGAAUAACCUACCCUCUUGAGAGCGGGGCAGUGCAAAACGCCCUUACUAGAGAAGCAAUGGGCCUCCCACAGAACGCUGGACCUCCCAGUGUACAAAUCUCGCUAGAAUCACAGCGCGUGGCGCACUUCACUCUCAAGAGCUCCAGAAAUUAUUGCAUCUUCUUAAGAGGCCCUGAGCUCAUCCCAGCCGAAAAGUGCAUCCUUUUCUCAGUCGAGAUCAAUAUCAAACGCACAAUGGACGCGCUCCUGACUUCCUUUGAAGAUGCCAGGACCUCGGCCCCCGAACAAAAAAAACCGCCCGUCACCCAAGCACAUCGCAGGAAAAUGGCAGGAACAGCGAUCAGACCAUGGACACCUCAGCUACUUCCCAUCAGUGAAAGUUCACCCCCAGUGCCUUCUCCUAACGUGCAGUUCACCAGUGAUGACCCUAGAAACCCAAGGAACAAAAAUAUCACCCCAGGCCCCAGUGCCCCCUCAACCCCCAGUGCUCAUCUCCCAUCAGUCGUACCCACCCCUAGUGCAAGUGCUCCCAAACCAACCGUGAAGCCCAUCUCUCCGUGCAAAACCUCCAAUACUCCUAGUACCCUCCUGCCAAAAUCGCAACUUGUGAAACCCCUCUCCGCCUCUACACCCCCGGCAGUUCCGCGCGCGAAAUCCAACACCCCCAGUGCGGUCAAGCCUACAUCGCCCGCUGUGAAACUUGUCUCUAACCCUACAAUUCCACCACCCCAGUGCCCCAGAAAACCCGACACCCCUACUGAACUCAAGUCUAAAUCGCCCGCCGUGAAACAUAACUCUUCCUCUAAAAUUCCACCAACUCAGUGCGCCAAGCCUCCACACGCAAAAUCCACCCCUAGCUCCAAACAGUCAAGCACCCCUCACUCAAAACCACGGACUUCACAAACCCGAACAGGCAAUAAUGCACCCUUGGUCUCACGUCCUAAGAAGAAUACCCCCAAGGCCACAACGGACACUCCCAGCACCAAACCGCCGGCACCAGCCCCUGGAAAACCAGCAACUACAUGGAAAAUUCCGAAAAAGCGAAAAUCACCAUCCGAGCUAUUCCUGGACCUAGGCUUGGACCUACCAGACCUGCUAUCUCCACUUACUUCGCCCGUCACCGCACCUCCGCCACCUUCCAAUGAACUUCCACCGGCCAAGACUCCGCCAUUCUCCUCACCCCCGAUUCCGGAACACGCCGCUACUCCCUCCACAGCGGAAUCACCAGCAACACCAGGUACUUCAAUGGCAGCGCCCCUAGAGCCAGAGCCCCUACCUCUUUAUGCCGCGCCCUUCCAGACCUCCUUCCCCACACUAAGUCACUACCCACAAUCAGCCCAAUUUCUGUAUGCCCUCUCCUCCCUGCUAGGCCCUUUACACUACUCUCCAGCCCAACCUGAAUAUUUUCCAUCGCUUCAACCCACACCGCUCCCUGAACCAUGGAUUCAACCAUACACCCCCACCCCGCUGACCGCUUCCAUCCCAGUCCACACAGGAUUCACUGGACCCACACGGACCAGCAGAAGAGCUGGAAAACGCGUACAGCGCAAAAAACAGCGUUACGCACCUUCAUCAACCCUUAAGUGCGCCAUUCUCUACAUUUUAGUUAUAUUUCAUAACUAUUAUUGUGAAUCAGCUUCGUAUUCAGCGCCCCUCAACCUUGCAGGCUGCUUUUGAGCGCCCAACUAAUUUAAGAUGCACCGUAAUUUUUUCCUUGUGUGGCAGCUAUCACUAAGCGCCCUCCUACUUUAGGAUAGACUGUAAUUUUUUCCGAGGCAGCUACCAUUAAGCGCCCAACUAAUUUACGAUACACCUUAAUUUUUCCUCACGUGGCAGCUACCACUAAGCGCCCGUCUAAUUUAAGAUAGAAUGUAAUUUUUUUUUUCCUGAGGCAGCUACCACUGAGCGCCCAACUAGCCUAAGAUAUACCAUAAUUUUCUCUUAUGAGGCAGCCACCCUUUAGCGCCUCUUACUCAUGCCGGCCGCUAUUCAGCGCCCAUGAGUUAGCUAGACUUAUGCUAUAAGAAGCCCCCCCCCCCACCCCCAUCAUUAGCACCCACUUCAAAUGUUCACGUGGCAGCUUCCAUAGUUAGCGCCCGUUUUUUCACCCUCCAUCUUGGCUGGUUGUCCGGCCUUUUGAAAUUGCUUCGCAAUUUUGUUAGGUGCGUAAGGUGUGGCGGCGCGGCACUCGCACUCAGCAGUGCGCGUGGCGUGCUGACGCGCCCGCUCGACGCAAUUCCGACUUCGGCCGCUAGAUGCAGUUCGAUCGCUCGGUUCCCUAUCGCAAAGCUGCAAACCAGCCUGGUGGGGAGUCGGCGAUCGACUAUAAAUAGUGGCCGGAGCAUAGGCCGGGCACCAGUAUUUGAUCAAGAUUCGUGGAAGACCAACCAGUCCCAGUCAUCGGCCCGACCCGUAAGCACCAGGGCUAAGGCCCGAACCUCCGCGGCACAGACCCGCACUACCAUCACGCCCCGGACGCGUACACCAAACUCGGCUCAGACCCGAACCCCCCCCCCUCCCCAUCUCAUAGCCCGCUCUCAAACCUUAGACCUGUUCAUAUAUAUGUGUAUGUGAAGCCAAUAAUUGAAAUAGUAUAAAUAAAAUAUGUGUCACU